ACAAUUAAACAUGGAUGCUUAGCGAUUGCGUCUUUCUUUUCUAAUUUCUUUCUUCAAACUGUGCGAAAGUGUCUCUAAAAAAAAUUCUGUUUUGAACAAUGACUACUUACAUAUUAUAUCUGUUGAGUAGAGUUUUUUAACAGAGAGAAAAACUAUUGAAAUGAAAAAUUUUUUUCUCCCCUGUUAUCAUUGUAAACACCGGCUUUGUGAUUUGGCGAAGACUUUUAUAAUUUAUUGAUUUUCUCUUCAACAUGAGUAAUCUCGACAAUAUUCCAGAGGGUCGAGGGCCGGCCAAAAGGAAGGUGAAACCAGUUGAGCCACAGGCUUUGCUAGAUUUUGAUCUGGGUGAAGGCGAGAGCUCAGACGACUCAGACUUUCGAAUUGAAGAUCACCCGGAGGAGAGUGAUGACUACUCUAUCAACAGUGAUGACGACAAAAAAGGAAAUGCUAACAGUGAGUCAUCAGAAGAUGAGUCUGAUUCAGAUCUUGAACGCUUUAAAACAAAUAGUAAUAAAAUUGGAGAAGAGAUGUCGGUUGCUGAGUUGCUGGAAAAUAGCAAGAAGGAGUUCAAGUUUCCUGGAGACUUAGCUAAUGUGCUAAUUUGUGCUGGGUGUCUUGGCUCGCGAUCGGAUGAUUUUAAUGAGAUUGUUGGUUGUGAUGGCUGUGGGGUCACCGUGCAUGAAGGUUGCUAUGGUGUUUCUGAUGUGGCUAGUGAGUCAAGUACAGUCAGUUCUGCAUCCACAGAGCCAUGGUUCUGUGAGGCUUGCAAAGCUGGAGUUACUGACCCUAGCUGUGAACUUUGUCCAAAUAAAGGUGGCAUUUUCAAAGAAACAGAAGUUGGAGCAUGGGUGCAUUUAGUUUGUGCACUGUAUGUGCCGGGAGUCGCAUUUUCAGAGGUGGAACAUCUGUCCGGCGUGACGCUGUUCGAGAUGGCGUACUCGCGGUGGGGCGCGCGCGCGUGCGCGCUGUGCUGCGACGCGACGCUGGCGCGCACCGGCGUCUGCGUCGGCUGCGACGCCGGCUUGUGCAAGACCUUCUUCCAUGUCACCUGUGGACAGCGAGAAGGUUUGCUGGCCGAAGCGCAUUCAGAAGAAGCGGAACAAGCGGAUCCAUUCUACGCGCAUUGUCGGCUACACUCUGACAAGGCUCUCGUGAAGAAACGCAAGAGGAACUGGCUGGCUUUGCAAUUCAGGACUGAGAAACGGCGACAAGAACUACAAAGUAGCGUGACCACUGAUGAAAAACUCCGAUUCCAGAGGAAGCUGGUGAAGUGCAGGCGGAAGUAUUUGCAGCAGAAGGAGAACAGGAAUCCGCCAUGGGUGCCCACUCAAAAGAUGGCGCGUAUGCUGUACAGCAGUGCGUCGGCCAUGAGGCAGUUCCAGCACAAAGCCGAAUGUAUGGGCGUCGAUAUACAUGCGCUGGAGUUCCAGGAUGCACAGAUGGCAGCACUGCGCGAUGUGUCCCGUCGCUGGCACGUGCCGCCCGCGUUUUCUGUGGAAUUCGUGGGAUAUUACUUGGACAGGAAUACUCGUGUGACGUCAUUACGCAGUUCCCUGCAACGACUCACCAUUGAGAACGAAAAGUUGUUGGCGGAGGACGACACACUGAGGAAUGAUUAUGAUGAGGCGUCAAAGGAGAACACAGAAGCUCUCGCCGAAUUGACAUCGACCAGAGAGGCGCUACAAAAGAUCUACAACGCCAUUAUAACAGUGUGCCCUAAGAAAACUCCGCCCGCCAUCUUGGAAGACAAGCCUCUGUUGCCGCCGGUGAUCCCCAGGUCCACGCCCAAGGUCACACCGCAGCAGUUGCAGAAACGGUCUAUGUCUGUGCCUACCGCUGCGGCCCUAAAGAUGGGCGUUGGUUUUCCUCUUAGCGACAACCCGGACGCUCGCCAUGGAAAAGUCUUGUCUACUUCUUUGGAAGCGGGGGGGUUGGCGGCGCGCGAGUGCGCAGUGUGCGCGCGCAGCAGCGAGCAGCACCUGAUGGCGGCGUGCGACACGUGCGCGCAGCACUACCACCUGCACUGUCUGCGGCCGCCGCUGCAGCGCCCGCCCAAGAAGAGCAAGCUGUACGGCUGGCAAUGUUCUGAAUGCGACAAGACUUCCGAUUCCGAACCGGAAGUUUUGGAGAAAAAGGUACCUCGACGAUCUCGCAUCAGAUACAGCAAAGAUGGCGCUAUCAUCACCGAACUCGCUAGCCCGGGGUCAACGCCUAACUCCCCUCCACCAAAACCAAAAGCCGAUAAAUCUCACAAAGUUGAAAAGUCCCUAAAAAUCACACCAACAGAAAACCUGUCACCAAUCAAAGUGACGAUAAAACCGUUCGAAUUCAGCAGCGAAAAUGAAAACGAGAUGAAGAAGAAGGAUAAGAAAAUGAAGAAGUCCAAGCAGCCUAAAGAGCACACAUCAGGGUCCGCCGGUGAAAGUGACAGCCCUAGUAAGAAACUCAAGAGAAGCUUUACAUCUCCUUCCUUGACUAAUACUCCACUGAUGUCUAUCACCCCUAUAGUAGCUGACAGCCCUAAUGAUUCCCACAACGAAAACUCCAACGCCUCUAUUAAUAACACCUCAAUGAAGCGCGAUGAAGGCUUUGUUCCACAAAAUCUAUCAUUCUCAUCUCUUUUAAACGAGUCUAAAGAACGAGACAGCAAGACGAUUGAGAGUUCCAUUGAAAGUACGUUGGCGAAUCUCUCUUCAGAUAUUGCUACGUACAAAGCGAAUAGAAAGAGGAGGAAAGAGAAGCAUAGAUCGAGGUAUUCGCCUGAUUUCAUGCGCUCUCCGUCGAAGUCUCACAAGCAUAAGAGGAAGAAGAAAACACAGGAUAUGGAAAAUCCAGAUACUCCGCAUCCAAGGAUAACUAUAAAGAUAAAACCGAUCCCGAAACCGGACGGCUCCUUGGACACGCAAAUGUUUUACGUGCCGACCGACAGUAAUGAUGGGCCUCCGCCGUCCGUCAUGAAGAAUUUAUCUAAGCCCGGAGUAGAAGCCACGCCCCCCGACCCUCCGCAAGUUGAAGCCCCGCCCGCCGCCGAGUCUGAAGGGACUACUCCUCUUCCCAUAACUCAGGAGGAAAAUCCCGAAACUGCUACGACGAAACCGAAGCGUUCGCGCAAUGCGCGCGCGCGGCGAGGCCCCGACCAAUCAGCGUCGGGCGGCGCCGCACUCGCACCAAUGACGCACUGCGACGUCUGCGCACAGCCCGGCGACGGCACCAACCUAGUGCGAUGUGACGAAUGCCACAAACGCUACCACUUCACCUGCCUGGAGCCACCUCUGAAUAAAAAUCCGAAAAAGCGCGGUUACUCUUGGCAUUGCGCGGAUUGUGACCCAACGGACGUGGAGGAAAACAAUUAGAGAAGUUUUUAAGUUUAGUUUAAAGACUAUAAUAAUACGAAAUAGAUUCAAUUUAGAAGUAAAUAUUUACGUCGUAACUUUUUGGAAUUUUCAUUACUGUGGUUCGCUUGAAAGUUUACAAUUCAAUGAAUACUUACUCUGAGUAAGACUAUAUUGUAUCUACGUAUUGGUGUAUAUUAGAUGUUAAGUGAUGUUUAGUAUUUUACAAUAAACGAUAGUAUACUACGA
This is a messenger RNA of Plodia interpunctella (Indianmeal moth), 3581 nucleotides long. RefSeq lists its product as uncharacterized. Bases 252 to 3353 code for a protein of 1033 amino acids. Gene Ontology annotation, biological process: regulation of transcription by RNA polymerase II. The transcript is spliced from 22 exons. The record is from RefSeq and is a predicted model, not a curated record. Lineage: Eukaryota; Metazoa; Arthropoda; Insecta; Lepidoptera; Pyralidae.